Messenger RNA from Syzygium oleosum, 4299 nucleotides. Its product is annotated as DExH-box ATP-dependent RNA helicase DExH3. The record is from RefSeq and is a predicted model, not a curated record. Lineage: Eukaryota; Viridiplantae; Streptophyta; Magnoliopsida; Myrtales; Myrtaceae. Gene Ontology annotation, molecular function: ATP binding; RNA binding. The transcript is spliced from 19 exons. The coding region runs from base 54 to 3611 and encodes 1185 amino acids. Gene Ontology annotation, cellular component: intracellular anatomical structure; nucleus.
GAGCUCGCGAGCUCGGUCGAGUUUGGGAAAGCCUCGUCGGAGCUGGGGCAACAAUGGCUUACUCGGCCAUCCUCCACGGUUGCCUGAGGGCGGCGAUGUCCGCGAGGCCGUCCGGCGUCCACCUCCGCAGGGCUCGCGGGGCCGCCGCCCCCGCGGCGGCGGCGUCGCUGCUCCGGUCGGUGCGCCCGCCGGCUCUCCUGGAGCGGCGGAUGGUCGCGUCCCUGGCCGUGGAGGUGGGCCGGAGGCGGCGGGGGAGCGCCGCCGUCGCGCCGCCGUUUCGGCACCGGCAGAGCUCGAGCUACGGCCGGUUCGCUUAUCAGGACGUGUCCAGCGACGAGUCGGACCUCGAAGUCGGUUCGUCUCAGCAGCAGCAGCAGAAGCAUUCUACCCUUGACAAUGUGGAAGAGUGGAAAUGGAAGUUGACCAUGCUUCUUCGUAAUAAAGAGGAGCAGGAGAUGGUAUCUAGGGAGAGGAAAGACAGACGUGACUUUGAACAACUUUCAGCCCUGGCAGCCAGGAUGGGUUUGUAUAGCCAUCUAUAUGCAAAGGUAGUUGUCUUUAGCAAAGUCCCUCUGCCAAAUUACAGAUCUGAUCUUGACGACAGGCGCCCACAGAGAGAGGUGGUAUUACCGUAUAGAUUGCAAAUGGAAGUGGAUACACACCUCCAAGCAUACCUUUCCCGAAAGCCCAAAAGUAGGGAUAAGUUAUUGUAUUCUCCAAUGUCAGAGCGUGGCGUUGAUGGAAGUAUUGCUGUUGAUGAUCUUUAUGGCGAGCAGGAGCGUAUUACACCGAACAGCGUAGUUGUAGAGAAAAUUCAACGCCGGAGAAGUUUGCAAUUGCGUAAUAAACAACAAGAUUGGCAGGAAUGUCCCGAAGGCCAAAAGAUGCUCGAAUUUCGUCGAAGUCUCCCUGCAUACAAAGAGAGGGAUGUUUUGCUAAAAGCCAUUUCAGAAAAUCAGGUGGUUGUUGUAUCUGGUGAAACUGGAUGUGGUAAAACAACUCAACUUCCUCAAUACAUACUUGAAUCUGAGAUUGAAGUUGCUCGAGGGGGUGUGUGUAGUAUAAUUUGCACUCAGCCAAGAAGAAUAUCUGCUAUGGCUGUUUCUGAAAGGGUUGCUUCAGAGCGAGGAGAGCAACUGGGAGAAUCUGUUGGGUAUAAGGUUCGGUUGGAGGGGAUGAAAGGGAGGGAUACUCGCUUACUUUUUUGCACUACGGGCAUAUUGUUGAGGAGAUUACUUGUUGACAGAAAUUUGACUGGCGUAACUCAUGUUAUUGUUGAUGAGAUUCAUGAACGUGGUAUGAAUGAAGAUUUCCUUCUCAUUGUUCUCAAAGAUCUUCUCCGUCGCCGACCUGAAUUGAGGCUGAUUUUGAUGAGUGCAACCCUCAAUGCUGAGCUUUUUUCCAAUUACUUUGGUGGUGCACCAAUGAUCCACAUACCUGGUUUCACCUACCCAGUCCGGUCUCAAUUUUUGGAGAAUAUUUUGGAGAUGACUGGAUAUAGAUUGACUCCACAUAAUCAGAUUGAUGAUUAUGGUCAAGACAAAAGUUGGAAAAUGCAGAGACAAGCUGUUAAGAAGAGGAAGAGCCAAAUUGCUACUGCUGUUGAGGAUGCACUUGAAUCUGCAGACUUAAGAGGGUACGGUCGGUGGACACGCGAAUCUAUGUCCUGUUGGAACCCUGAUUCGAUAGGCUUUAAUCUCAUUGAGCAUGUGCUUUGCCACAUAGUUCAAAAGGAAAGGCCUGGAGCUGUAUUGGUUUUUAUGACUGGUUGGGAUGACAUAAACUCCUUGAAGGAUCAGCUGCAAGCCCAUCCUCUCUUGGGUGAUCCGAGCAGAGUUCUGUUGCUUGCCUGUCAUGGAUCCAUGGCCAGCUCCGAGCAGAGGUUGAUAUUUGAUAAGCCUCCAGAUGGAGUUAGGAAAAUAGUCCUAGCUACCAAUAUGGCUGAGACUAGUAUCACCAUCAAUGAUGUAGUCUUUGUGGUCGACUGUGGAAAGGCAAAAGAGACUUCCUACGAUGCGCUCAAUAACACUCCUUGUCUGCUUCCAUCUUGGAUCUCAAAGGCUGCUGCUCGACAAAGAAGAGGAAGAGCUGGUCGUGUUCAAUCAGGAGAGUGUUACCACCUCUAUCCUAGAUGCGUUUAUGAUGCUUUUGCAGACUACCAGUUGCCAGAACUUCUGAGGACACCAUUGCAGUCCUUAUGUCUGCAAAUAAAAAGUCUUCAACUUGGAAGUAUCACGGAAUUCCUGUCUAGGGCAUUGCAACCACCGGAAUCACUUUCGGUCCAAAAUGCUGUAGAAUAUCUGAAGGUGAUUGGAGCUUUAGAUGAAAAUGAGAACUUGACAGUGCUAGGACGCCAGCUUUCAAUGCUUCCAGUUGAGCCCAAACUGGGGAAGAUGCUUAUACUGGGGGCCAUUUUCAAUUGUCUAGACCCAGUAAUGUCAAUUGUUGCUGGUCUCAGUGUUAGAGAUCCAUUCUUGAUGCCAUUUGAUAAGAAGGAUCUUGCAGAGUCUGCAAAAGCCCAAUUUUCUGGCCAUGACUACAGUGACCAUCUUGCACUUGCUCGAGCCUAUGAUGGUUGGAGAGAUGCUGAAAGACAACAGGCUGGCUAUGAAUACUGUUGGCGGAAUUUUUUAUCUGCACAAACUAUGAAAGCAAUAGGCUCUCUUAAGAGGCAAUUCUUUUCUUUGCUCAAGGAUAUCGGUAUUGUUGAUCAAAAUACGGAGCUUUCUAAUUCGUGGAGCCAUGAUGAGCAUCUUAUUCGGGCAAUCAUUUGUGCCGGUUUGUUCCCAGGAAUAUGUUCUGUUGUGAACAAAGACAAGUCGAUUUCUUUGAAGACAAUGGAGGAUGGUCAGGUGCUCCUAUACUCUAAUUCUGUGAAUGCCAGUGUCCCAAAGAUUCCAUACCCAUGGUUGGUUUUCAAUGAGAAGGUCAAGGUUAAUUCAGUUUUCCUUCGAGAUUCGACGGGUAUUUCUGACUCUGUGCUUCUCUUAUUUGGAGGAAACAUUUCAAGGGGUGGACUUGAUGGUCACCUAAAGAUGUUGGGAGGAUAUUUGGAGUUCUUCAUGGAAUCUUCGUUGGCUGAGACAUAUUUAAGCCUAAAAAGAGAGCUUGGGGAACUCAUCCAGAAUAAGCUUCUGAAUCCCAAAUUAGAUAUACAAUGCUCCCGUGAUCUUCUAAUGGCAGUAAGGUUGCUUGUCACAGAAGACCAAUGUGAAGGUAGAUUUGUCUUUGGUCGUCAGUUGCCUAAGAAAGUCCCAAAAGUAACAUUACAGGCCACAUCAUCGAAAGGCACAAAGGGAGCCAAUGUUGAUAAUUCGAAGAACGAAUUGCAAACUUUACUUGUUAGGGCAGGACACGAAGCACCAAUCUACAAGACAAAGCAAGUGAAAAACAAUCAAUUCCGUUCUACUGCGAUCUUCAAUGGAUUGGAUUUCACAGGACGGCCUUGCAGCAAUAAGAAGCUCGCGGAGAAGGAUGCGGCUGCCCAGGCAUUGCUCUGGUUAAGGGGUGAGACUCAUCUAUCCUCUUCCGAUGUGGAUGCUGUGUCUACGCUCGUAAAAAAGAAGAAGGUUAAGAGUCAGAGGACAGCACGCAGCAGUAGGUGGAGUUAAGUUGGCCAUAGUAGCAGUGAUAUCUGUACGCAUUAACACUGUCAGCCAAAAAGAGCAGAGCUCCUAAUGCUAUCAAAGGUUUGAGAGAACAAAUUCUGGGCUCUGAAAGCUUUAUCUCUUCAGUUGACGAAGUCACAUCAGAGAGUACAUCUUUGGCACUCCAUGACAGAUGCUGAACUUCAUUCGCUGGAAAAUGGUUUUACAGGUCAAAAUUCUUUUGGCGCCAGAGGCUGGAGGAUCAAUUCUCUUCAGAUAUCGCAAAGCUCAUCAAUUGGUCCUAACUACUGUAAGCAGUACCUCUGCGGCUCCUGUUGGAGGCAAGAACUGCUGAGCAAAGUCUGCUGGCGACAUCACAUCCGAGACUCCGACAGCACAGCUUACCUAAACCCCUCAUGGAUUCCUGACAUGGAGGGAAUGUUCUUCUCCUGAUUUUUUUUUUCCUGCAAUUGAUUAUCUUGUAUAUGAGUAAUAGCACAGUUGAAAGUUAGGUGGAUGGAAGAAUUGCCGCCUCGCAUCAAACCAUUUGUCAACUUUAGAUCGACAGUGCUGUGCAUACGGAAAUGAUGGAUUGAAUGGCAACUUGCCUUCCGAAAAUUCGAUACCCUGGACAGUUGUGUAUAUUGCUAUUUAUUUCCAAGUAUUCUUGGCCAGAUAGGCAGAAUGUAGAUUCAAGGUAAAACUUAAGUUA